This is a messenger RNA of Paracoccidioides lutzii Pb01, 741 nucleotides long. RefSeq lists its product as hypothetical. The record is from RefSeq and is a predicted model, not a curated record. The transcript has a single exon. The coding region runs from base 1 to 741 and encodes 246 amino acids.
AUGGCUGGUUUGCAUGGUCAUGUUAGACAAUCAUCACGAUUCUCCUUUGUGAAUGAUGCCAACGCAAAAAACGCAGCCAACCAAAGACUCGUCAAUCAGCAGACGUCUACCAUGCAGGCUACUACCCCAAAUCCCCUUAAUGCACCGACUAGCCAACAUGGUUUGGGAAAUCAUUACUUUGUUAGUGGGGUUCAAGGCCCUCCUCCAGGUUUGAAAACCGCAGGCACUCCUCCAAUCAGUGGCGGGGGCAUGUUCGCUCAAGGACACGGUUUCACUAGCACAAUGAAUAGCAGUCUCAGUCUUGGAGCCAAGCAAGAUUCCAACCCUGACCUUAUGCGUGAGCUUAUGCGCGGUCGAAGCGGCACUAGUGGUGGUGGUGGCAUUCAGGCGCACGAGGCUGCUAAGAGUGAGUUCAUGUUCCCCUUUAUUCAAAUGCACAACACACCCCCUCCCCUGGCUCCCGUAUCUGGCCUUCUCAGCUCUCUCUAUGGUCAUCAUGCUGGGUCCCACCAAGACUCCGGGCCACAGAAGCAGAGGAAGAGGGGGAAGAAGCACAGACACGCUAACACUUCCUCCGGUGGAGGCGGUGUAGUAGAUCUUGCGGACCCGAGUAUUUUGCAGGCUAGAAUGCACCAAAGUGCUGCUAGUGCUACCCCUGGGCAGGGACUGUACGGGAGCCAGGGUCAAGGUGGGUACAACCACUCCAGCAUGGUCUAUGGCGGAGGCUUUGGCCGAUGGUGA